Miscanthus lutarioriparius is the source of this 1572-nucleotide messenger RNA. The record is from the annotation of a GenBank genome assembly. Lineage: Eukaryota; Viridiplantae; Streptophyta; Magnoliopsida; Poales; Poaceae.
AUGGAAGAUCAUGAUGACUAUGGUCUGCGUGAGAUGGUGAAUGAUUUUGGAAAUGCUGUGAAUGCCAACUUGGGAUCAUUUGAUGGUUCAUCACCUGGCUUGCAGGAUGACAUGACCACAUCUACAGGUCCUACUGAAGAAUCUAGCAAAUUUUAUAGACUUCUUGAAGAGGCAGACAAUGAGCUGUACCCAGAAUGCAGUACCUUCUCUACACUAUCGUUCAUUGUGCAAAUGAUGAACAUCAAGUGCCUAUAUGAUUUGAGUGGAAAUGCAAUGGAUGCUCUAUUUACUCUGUUUUGGAAGGUUAUAUUUGGGAAAUCUGACAAGAAAAGGAAACGCUCCAGCAUAGUAUACCUUCCACUACCUAUUCGCGACAUGCUUCCAGCUGAUAUUUGUCUUCCAAUAAUUGAGCUAUGCAACUUUUUUCGAGAAAUUUGCUCAAAAGUGUUAGAUGUGGAGAUCCUUAAAAGGCUUGAUUCUUCAAUUGCUAUUACUCUUUGCAAAUUAGAAAAGAUAUUUCCUCCAUCCAUGUUUGAUGUAAUGAUGCAUCUACCAAUCCAUUUAGCUCAACAAGCAAUGACAAGAAUCAACAGGCCAAGCCAUAAUGAUGACAGUGAUGAUAACAAUAGCAACACACAGCUCCAGAUUUUUGCCAAAAUUGGAAGACGGCUUAUUGGGAAUAGAUAUUGUGAGAUGGAGAUGAAUGAAUUGAACAAAGCACAAGCCUAUGUUCUAAAGAACUGUGAAGAGGCUUCUCCAUAUACAGGCAUUCACAAGGAAUAUUUAAGGACACAGAGCACCAAAAAUGUAGACAAGAGUCAUGAGAAAGAGUUCUUUCAGUGGUUCAAGAACCAUAUAUCAACUAUGUAUUCCAAAGGAGAUCCUUCUAUUUCUGAUGAAUUGUUUGAUCUAGCAAGAGGACCCGAUACUAGAGUGACACAUUUCUCAAGUUAUAUGGACAAUGGAUGGAGAUUUAACACAAGGGACAGAGAUGCCCUAUUUCAAGCACAAAACAGUGGAGUAUUUGUCAAGGGCGAUGAAGGAACUGGAAACAAAGAUUACUUUGGUGUCUUGACAGAUAUUGUGGAGCUUUUAUAUGGGACUCAUAAGGUUGUUCUUUUUAAAUGUGAAUGGUGGGAUGUACAUACAACAAGGGGAGUUAAAGAAGAUAAGUAUGGGUUCAUAAUGAUAAAUACUACUCGCAGGCUAUCAACAGAUGAGCCAUAUGUUUUGGCUUCGCAAGCAGAGCAAGUAUAUUAUGUGAAUGAUACUCAAGAUCCAAAAUGGUAUGUCGUGUGUCCUGAAGCUUGCCAAGAAAAUGAAGUAAUAAUUGUGCCGAAUCCAAAUACAAUAGAAGAUGAUGACACAAGUAUAUUGGACACACCUCAAGUUGAAGCCGAAGCUGAAGGUAUGCCUGUGGCUGUGGAAGGUAAUCCGAUACUCCAUUACGAGGGUGACGUUGAGGAUGAAGAUGAGCAACAAGAAUCUGAAAGUGAUGACAGCGAAGGUGGUGAGUACAUGGAUUCAGAUGACGAAGACAGUGAAUCAGAAGAAGAAAUAGAUAACGACUAG